AUGCAGUUUAAGUUAAUCAGGCUACAAAAUGAUCCAAUCGAAAUCCCUAGUGAGAAUACUGACCAAACAAGUGAUAUUUUAACUGAUAGCGAGAACUUAGAAUCCGAUGAAAUGCCGCCAACAUUUAUUCGAAGAAUUCACAUAACAUUCAAAACUGAACCAUUGUAUGCAAUAGUUUACGGUUCAACUGGUAUUAAACAAUUAAAUGUUUUGCAUGCAUAUUGUCCAGUUGCUAUGAAAUUGUUGAUGGACAGUACACUGAAGUCACUUAAGGUGUCAUGCGACGCCUUUCUGAGUCAUCAGUACGAAGGAGUAGAACAUAACAUUUUAACCGUUACCUUGAUUGUAUCACCUGGGCAAUUGGAAUCAGAUCUUUCAACAACCGUGUUAAGGGAGGAGUUCAACGAAUUGCUCAAUAUAAAUAAAAGAAACGCAAUAACCGACAGCGAUUACCUAAGUGAACUUGGAAGACUAGAUAAAAUUCAACCACCGGAGUACUAUGUCAUAGAAAUACCUUUUUCUCCAAACGCGAGUGAUAUUGACUUUUGUGGAAAUAUGGCUACAAAAUUGUCGGCAAGACAUCCAGGUUUCGAAGAAGCACUGUUGGCAUGUGCAAAAAAAUUGCCGGAACUGACAGUUGUGACAGAACUAUCGACCGAAACACUACUAGAAAAGGGAUACUUUAGCGAUAUUCACACGGCUACCGAACGCAUCAGGAUCGAUUCAACAUUUUGCUUAUCGUCUGAACAAUCAAAUAUUUAUUUUUGUUAA
Molecule: messenger RNA, 771 nt
Organism: Schistosoma turkestanicum
Lineage: Eukaryota; Metazoa; Platyhelminthes; Trematoda; Strigeidida; Schistosomatidae
Source: the annotation of a GenBank genome assembly